Molecule: messenger RNA, 474 nt
Organism: Symbiodinium natans
Lineage: Eukaryota; Dinophyceae; Suessiales; Symbiodiniaceae
Source: the annotation of a GenBank genome assembly
AUGGAGCUGCGCUGCGCUGCAGGGCCACAAGUCUUUCCAGGGUUCGCCAUGGGUGAGCCCGAUUUCUUUGGCAACGACCCCAGGUGUCCAGGCCACGCUCCCUGGUGCCGGGUCAAAGCUGUGCUCUCCGGCCUGGAUGGCCUCUUGGCAGCCGAGCGCGAGGCGGGCAUCCGGCCGGGCCGAGUGAAACUGGCAACGACUUGGUCGUUCAACAACACGGACUCCAUCGAUGGCAAAUGCAAGAAAUGCCCCGGCUACUUCGGGUUCCAGGACAUGCUGGCAGCCGUGGCCGACCCGUCCAUUGCAAAGUACGUUCCCCAUACUCCUGCGAAAGACCUGUCUGCAGCCUUUGACAAGAGGUGGAUCAACGGCCUCAACGUGCAAGCGCCCUGGGGAAGCUCAGCAUAUGAAGGGAGCAUCAUGAUCAGGGAGCAUCGAAUUUGGUUGUGUUGCAUUCGAAACAUUGCUAGGUAA